AUGACCAAAUUAACGCAAUCUUCCCUACACCUUCACGAGAGUGCCAUCUGCCACCUCAUCGACCCGGCACUUGUAGCUGAGUGUCGGUUGCUGGGUGCUUGUGGCUGCGACACAGUGCCCCACUUAGGCCGGAUUCUGCUCGGUUGCACGAGUGUCUGGGCGCUGUUCAUCUACGGCAUCGGGAGCCUCGUCAUCGAGAAAUUCUACCGCGAUUACCACGCCACCGUCCCGAUCUUGCUGCGCGGCUUCGUCUAUGUCGGCUGGACGUACAUCUGGGAAUUUUCUACAGGUUUUAUACUACGGCAAUAUGGAGCUUGUCCUUGGGAUUACACCGAGAGAAGCUACAACCUCAUGGGCCUCAUUACCCUCGAGUACUUCCCCGCCUGGUACAUCGCUUCCCUCAUGACCGAGCAGUUUCUCAUCCACAACCUACUGUUUCUUUCUUUAAACCCUCUUGAUUGUCAUAACCGCCUACACCAAAAGGGUUAA
Messenger RNA from Penaeus monodon (black tiger shrimp), 489 nucleotides. Its product is annotated as transmembrane protein 229B-like. The coding region runs from base 1 to 489 and encodes 162 amino acids. The record is from RefSeq and is a predicted model, not a curated record. The transcript has 4 exons. NCBI's taxonomy places the organism in Eukaryota, Metazoa, Arthropoda, Malacostraca, Decapoda, Penaeidae.